Molecule: messenger RNA, 5157 nt
Organism: Ylistrum balloti
Lineage: Eukaryota; Metazoa; Mollusca; Bivalvia; Pectinida; Pectinidae
Exons: 18
Coding region: 1-5157 (1718 amino acids)
Biological process (GO): negative regulation of gene expression
Cellular component (GO): cytoplasm; nucleus
Molecular function (GO): transcription corepressor activity
Source: RefSeq, a predicted model, not a curated record
AUGACCAAAGUUAGUAAGGAUACAAGAUGUCUAGUGACCAUGUUGGAACCGGAAGUAGAAGUGUCAGAAGAGAAAGCAUUGAUGUCUGGCAGACUGGGUCUUACUCUGACCACCAAGGGAUCCUCCAGUCUCGCUGGACACCAGUGGAAAUUAGCAGAUCCUGGACUGUAUGUAGCUCUGUACUAUGGUGAUGGUGAGAAGUCUUCAUCAAAUGUCUUUGUGAAACUGGAAAGAAAAGAUUCAAGCGCCAUCAAUUUUUAUUGCGGAGAGGGUGAGGAGCUUUUUGUUACUCUGUACCUACCUGAGUGGAGAGAUGGAAAAAGCAAAGAAAAAGAUAUAAUACGUACACACUUUAAACGUAUCAUUGAAUCAGCUGCAGAGAGGAAGAACACAUCACUCACUAUUCUUUUGGAUGACUGUGAACCAAUUGGAUGGGUACAUAAGAAAGCAUACACAACAUUAGUCAAAAGCACUCUGUUUGUUCUGAUGUCUGAGAAUGCUGUGGGCUGUUCUUGUUCCUAUUUAACGAAGAAACAAGAGAUGUUUUUGGGGUGUAAGGAAGUAUUUGAUGGCAGAUUUAAAGAUGCUACACCAGUCUCUGUAACAGAUCAACAAGACAAAAUAGAACAAGGAUGGGAGAUGGUAAAUUCUGAUGUCAGAGAAAAGAAACCUGUUAUUGUUGUACACCGUGGAGAAUUAGCAAAGAUGACAAGCGAGGUAAUUGUAAACACUACAAGCAAUGAUCUAAGAUUGGAAUAUGGUGCUGUAUCUAGUUCUAUACUGAAAGGAGCAGGACCAGAAAUACAGAGAGAGUGUAACCAGUAUCACCAUAGUGUUGCGUAUGGGCAGGUGGUAGUCACACAUGGGUACAGGCUGCAGUGUAAAAACGUCUUUCAUGGAGCUUUGCCAACUUUUCAAAAGGACAGAAAUUUGGAGUAUAUGAAGCAGUUUAUGUGGAAUUGUCUGAUGCAAGCUGAUAAGAGGGAGCGUAAAGAAAUAUCAUUUCCUGCCUUGGGUACUGGUAACCUUGGUUAUCACAGGAGAGAUGUAGCCAGUACUAUGUUUGAAACGGUUACCAGCUUCUUUAGUAAACAUCAGGAUUCCUCCACAGGUGCUAUGCCAGUACUACCUUUGUCAGGAGAAAACAGUCUGCAGCUGCAGUAUGGUGCCAUUGACCUCUGGCUGACCUUUGGAUCGAUUGUCAAUUCAAAUGCUGAUUGCCUCCUUAUCUUCUGGGAUUCUGCUUCGCUCUUCAAGGAACCAUGGACAUAUUCCUACUUCAAUGAAAGUGUAAAUCCAAGAGGAGUCAGGGAAUUGGUGCAGAAACGUGCAGAUUUGAUGAAAAACAGAGUGCCAUGUGUGACAAAUGCUGGGUCUCUCCCUUUUAAAUCGGUGAUUCAUUGUUUUAUCAAGGAGGAUAUCCAGUUAGAAAUGGUGAUGUCAGCCUUGAAUGAGGCUGAUGAUGGCAAGUUCACUUCUGUUGCCUUAUCUCUUGGCAAGAAAGAAUCACUGACACAAUUGAAAGUCAAGGUUAUGCAUCAAUUCCAUGAUGCAUUAAAACAAUUUACUGGAGGGAACAAGACCUUGAGGAGUGUACAGAUAGUUUUUGAUUCAGUAGAUAUAUACAAGACCAUGGAAUCACAUGUAAAGUCCGAGUUUGUUGACAAACUUGUGGGAAAAGAUAUUAUGACAGGUGAAGAUACUUUAGGAGCUACUGGAGGUGUUAAGAGUAGGAGUAACACUAAGGAGACUAUUUCUGCUGGAAACUCCACUAAGACAAUCCACGAAACGAAUUUGAUUGUUUGUGGCACAGUGGAAAAAGACAUUGAGGCAGCCAUACAGAAACUCCAUAACACAAUCAGUGAUUUACAGAGGAAACGGGAGACACAACAGACAUCAUCUGUGACUGUCACUGCAGAACAAUCCAGUCCCCCGCCAGAACUGCCUCCAAGAAAACGGAAGGAAAAAGGAGAAUAUGAAGAAAAACGCUUGAUACUAAAAUCCAAACAUCAAACGACAUUAUACAAAGCAGAAGUUGAAGAUUGGUUGAGAAAAAACGUACAACGCUUUACUGUUGUUUGUCCCUUCCUGGAAGAUAUGGAAGCACUGAUUGUACUUCAGUCUGUUAAUGAUGCUGAAAAGCUACUUAAACAAUCUGCUGAUCAAUAUGUGAUUGAGAAGUUCCCUCCCCAGACUGUUCAAAACAUAGAAGCUACUCUAAAAAAAGCCAUUGUUGACAGAAUCUUGCAUAACCAAAGACUUGAAGAGGUAAAGUCAGCAAUUUGCAGAGCAUCUGGAGCGACCUGCUCAGAAGAAAAUGGAACCUUUAUUCUGCGAGGAAGUUUACCAGAGAUUAAGUGUGCCUACACAUAUAUAGUCAAAAUCACAGAGGGUGGAAAUAGUGGCCACCGUGGAAAUCAAAGUCACACAGAUGGGAAUGAUGAUUCUCAAGGCAAUACAGAGAGAUCCAGUGGUUUAGGCAAUGGACAUAACAGGUAUACAAAAACAGAUAACCCUAACAGAGGAGCUGAUGGAUCCUCAAGUGACACUGACAGAGGAAGAAAUAGACAAGGUACUGACCAAGAGAGCAGAAUACCCAACCAGAAAAGUUCUUCCAUGCGUAAAGCUGUAGAUGACCAACAAGAAAGAGUGUUGAGCAGUCAUGAAAAAGGUGAAGUAGGCCAAAAAGGUCACAACAAGGGAGAUAUACAGAAGACAUUUUACAUUGACAGGAAAGAUAAGAAUGGAAGUUGUAACAAUGAAGAAGGACAAAAGCAUGAAAGAAGAAACAAGGAACACGUUUCAGACAAGGAACACGUUUCAGACAAGGAACACGUUUCAGGAGGGGUGAAUACUACAACAGAGGAAAAUGUGGAUUUUGAUAACGAAGCAGUGUUCAACAGGUCUGGAGAUGUAGAUAACUCAAAAUGUACAUCAGAACAGUUCCAAGAGGUGUGCUUUUUCAAUCCAGGGAUAACCAGUGAUGUGAAAAUCACAUUUAGUGAAGAUAACACAGUAUGCAUACAGGACAUUAAUGGAAGAUUCAGAAGAGCAAUAGAUCAGCUGGAACGUUAUCCUAGAAGAAAUGUUAAAAACCUGAAUGAGUCAGAGGUGAAACAUUUUCAAACUCAUCUCAAACAAGAGAAGGAGUACAUGUCUACCAUGAAAAUAUUUUGUGAGUAUAACCAAUGGGACAAACAAGUCGAACUUGUUGGAGAGAAGGCUGAUCUUGUCGAGCAGGCUGCACAGAUGGUACUAAAAGCCAUUAAAAGGCCUUAUAAUCAAAUUGAAAAGAAACAAAUGAAAUCAUUUCCAAGUGGGAGAAAAAGAGAGACAGCACCAUCAGGGUCUGAAGUGUUGCAGACAAAGGAUGGAUUAAAGGUGUUUGUGUAUGAAGGAAACAUCCUGGAGGUUGAUGUAGAUGUACUUGUGCAUGGCACAAAUGAGAAACUAGACAAUUCCUACGGUCUGUCACAUGAAAUCUUUCUGGCUGCUGGAUCUGAAUAUGAUGAAGCAUGCCACAAUAUAUUUACUAGUUGUAAGCUUAACAUGGGUGAUUGUCAUUUCACCACUGCUGGAAAACUUCAUUACCAAUGCAUCAUUCACGCUGUCCAUCCAGUAUGGGCUGAUUAUAAGAACUUAGGAAGAGAGGCUGACAAGAGAGAAAUAUACCAGAAUGAUCUCAGCAAGACAAUUAUCAAUGCUUUGAAUGAGGCCACAAAUGUCAGAGCUAGAUCUCUUGCACUUCCUGCUAUAGGAUCUGGAAAUUGUCCAACAGAUGUUCUUACUGGUGCAUUCAGAGAGGCUGUCAUGACCUGGUCUGAAACUGACAAUAUGUCUGUAUUGACGGAAAUCCAUUGUGUUGAUAAGAACCAGGAAAUUGUGAAGAAGAUAACAGCUGAGUUCCAGAGAAAACUGAAAGUAGUGUCUACAUGUAAAGCUACCAGUGUAAGCAAAAAACCCAAAGCUGGUAAUUAUCCUGGCUUUCAGAGGUACCCAUCUUGUUACCCUCUAUGGCUAUCAAAAAAUGACACUGGCGGAACAUGCAUGCUGUCUGAAAAGCUCAUUGUGUGUAUUAUGAAGGGAACAUAUGUAGAAACAAAAACUUCAGCUCUGGUCAGUAUCGAAGAUGAGAAGUUUAGCUCUGUUCGAUAUGUCGCAAGGGAAAUCGCAAAAGUAGCAGGUGAUAGGUACAGAACGGAAAAGGAUGAAAUGAAAAAGAAAAAGAAACAUUACAAUAUAUCAGAUAUUGUUUGUACAAGUGCCGGGAGGUUGAAUAAAGUUUCACAUGUGCUGCAUGUGAUUGGACCUGUUUCUGACAAAGCCAUAUCAGAAAAUGAUAAGUUAUUCAAGUGUUUCGCUGACAACACCAGGGCAUGCAUAUACAAGUUGCUGGAGAAGGUGUAUGAAAUGGACCUAGAUUCUGUUGCUAUUCCAUCAUUUGCAACAGGUACACUUAAACCAGGACAAUCAGAUCACAUUUGGCAGAUCUGUGUAGAAGAGCUGGAGAAGUUUGCCACCAGACAGCAGCAGAACACAAAUUCAAAAUUAAAGACAAUUUAUUUAGUGGGUGGAACUGACGAUACACAGUUCUUAUUACAAAUGUUUAAUUCCAAGGCAGUGCAGCUAUCAGGGAGACACCAACACCCAAGGUCGUAUCGGAAGGCUUUCUUGGGAGACACCAACAUCCAGGGUAGUAUCGGACAGCUGUCUAUGGAAACACGAAGAUCCAGGGUCGUAUCGGACAGCUAUCAGGGAGACACCAACAUCCAGGAUCGUAUCGGACAACUGUCUAAGGAGACACCAACAUCCAGGGUCUUAUCGGAACGGCUGUCUAGGGAGACACCAACAGCCAGGAUCGCAACAAGACGACUGUUAAGGGAGACACCAACAGCCAGGAUCGUAACAGUGCAGCUGUUGAAGGAAACACCAACAGCCAGGAUCGUAACAGUACAGCUGUUGAGGGAGCCACCAACAGCCAGGCUUGGCCCUGAAAGUAAUCCAAGGAUUCUGCUUCACCAGGACGCCAGUCCACAUCAACCGACUUCCAGCCGUGCUCGAGCGUGGCUCUUAACCCUUCCCGAAUCCACCCUAUUCUACAGUCCUAGCAUUCAGCGACUUUCACCUCUUUCACAGAAUGCCACAAUACCUUCGUAG